UAGUCCACGAGCACGGAUCCGAGGAGAUUGUCUUUGGUGAGACGCGACUCCACUGUCCUCAAUAAAUAGUGUCUACCAUGAUAUAUAAACCGCUGGUGGUCCUCAGUAAGAAACAGAAUCAACAACAACUACGCCAUUCUCCAUCAUGCGUCUUCUCUACUCUCUUCCUCUGCUCUUCGGAGCGGCAUUCUCACUUCCAUCGCCUGAAAGCAUUCAGGAACGUGCCACCGGCUCUCUUGCUUCAUGGCUCACAUCUGAGAACACCUACGCUCUCCAGGGUGUUCUCGCCAACAUCGGUGCGAGCGGCUCUAAGGCCUCUGGUGCAAGUGCAGGUGUUGUGGUUGCCUCUCCUUCGAAGACUGACCCCAACUACUUUUACACCUGGACUCGUGAUUCAGCUCUUGUGUUCAAGGCGCUUGUAGAUCAGCUCAUCGCCGGCAAUAAAUCUCUGGAGCCUCUCAUUCAGCAAUACAUCAGUGCUCAAGCCAAUCUGCAGCAAGUCAACAACCCUAGCGGUGGUCUUUGCUCUGGCGGACUUGCUGAGCCAAAGUUCGAAGUCAACCUCACUCCCUUCACGGGUGCUUGGGGCAGACCUCAACGUGAUGGCCCUGCUCUGCGUGCGACUGCCAUGAUUGCUUAUUCUCGUUACCUCAUUGCCAACGGCAACACAACCACGGUCAACAACAUCAUCUGGCCUAUUGUACAGAAUGACCUCUCAUAUGUCACUCAGUACUGGAACCAGACUGGUUUCGACUUGUGGGAGGAGAUUAACAGCUCUUCCUUCUUCACAACUGCAGUUCAAUAUCGUGCUCUCAUUGAGGGUAACAACCUUGCCACUCAGCUCGGAAAGUCUUGCCCCAACUGUGUCUCUCAGGCACCUCUCGUCCUUUGCUUCCUCCAAUCCUACUGGACAGGCUCAUACGCUCUUUCAAACACUGGCGGCGGUAGAUCUGGCAAGGACGCAAAUUCAAUCCUGACUAGCAUCCACAUCUUCGACCCUGCUGCUUCUUGUGACUCGACUACCUUCCAGCCCUGCAGUGACAAGGCCCUUGCCAACCACAAGGUCGUCACUGACUCUUUCCGUUCAAUCUAUAACAUCAACAAGGGUAUCGCUCAAGGCUCUGGUGUUGCUGUUGGUCGUUAUCCCGAGGACUCCUACUACAACGGAAACCCUUGGUACCUGAACACUUUUGCUGCUGCUGAGCAACUUUAUGAUGCCAUCUACCAGUGGAAGAAGAUUGGAUCCAUCUCCGUCACUUCUAUCUCUCUUCCCUUCUUCAAGGACGUGUACUCUUCCACCGCUGUUGGUACCUACGCAUCUUCGACCACAACUUUCACGUCUAUUGUCAACGCUGUUCAGACCUACGCAGACAGCUACAUGUCGAUUGCUCAAAAAUACACACCUCAAAGCGGUGCUCUCGCUGAGCAGUACAACCGUGCUGACGGCACUCCCCUCUCCGCUGCCGACCUUACCUGGUCUUACGCUGCUUUCUUGACUGCUUACAAUGCUCGCGCCAAUAUCAUUCCUGCCUCUUGGGGCGCUGCAUCCGCCAAACUCCCUUCUUCUUGCUCCAGUGGUUCUGCCUCGGGUCCUUGCGCUGCCGCAACCAACACCAACUGGGGCAACCCUGGUACACCUUCCACUCCCACCACCACCGGAGGAGCCUGCGCAACCCCCACCGCCAUCGCCGUAACCUUCAACGAGCAGAAGACCACCGCAUACGGCGAGAACAUAUACAUCGUCGGCAGCAUCACCGCCCUCGGAAACUGGAACGCCGCCAAUGCAAUCGCACUCAGCGCCUCUAAGUACACCAGCUCCAGCCCGCUGUGGUAUGUGACUCUCAACUUUGCCACCGGAAGCAGCUUCAACUACAAGUACAUCAAGAAGGCUGCUGAUGGAAGUGUUACUUGGGAGAGUGAUCCUAACAGAAGUUACACUGUUGGCGGAAACUGUGCUGGUACUGCUACGCAGAACGAUAGCUGGAGAUAGAAUCUUCUGGCUGAAUCGGUUUUGCAGCGGUAUCCUGUCUACAGUUAUGUGAUGGAGGAUCAGAUGACCUUGUGGGUUGCACCUUAUGAUGGAUGAUAUGGUCAUGACAUGUUUCAAGACCUGCAUCGUAAAUAGAUCUUGCAAGGUUAAGAUGUAGAUAGAAGAUAGCACGAAGGGUAAAUUGCGUUAUCUUCAUUCCACAUCUUCAAGACUAUAAAAUCGAAACAUGCAAAAGCCC
Aureobasidium pullulans EXF-150 is the source of this 2228-nucleotide messenger RNA. RefSeq names its product extracellular glucoamylase protein. Gene Ontology annotation, molecular function: starch binding; glucan 1,4-alpha-glucosidase activity. The record is from RefSeq and is a predicted model, not a curated record. The transcript has 6 exons. Gene Ontology annotation, cellular component: fungal-type vacuole. Gene Ontology annotation, biological process: polysaccharide catabolic process. The coding region runs from base 146 to 1990 and encodes 614 amino acids. NCBI's taxonomy places the organism in Eukaryota, Fungi, Ascomycota, Dothideomycetes, Dothideales, Saccotheciaceae.